AGAGAGGAGAGAGGAGAGGGUGUCCCGUCUGCGCGGAGCACAGACAGACAGCAGGGAACAGCUGCAGCGUUAGGUUCGCAUAGGAUUUCACUGCAUUGCGAUUUUAAAAUAUCAAUCAUUUCAUCCCCAAAAACCCCGAGUAGAGCAUUUCGACUAAAAGCAACCAAACCUCAAUUAAAAAAAUGGUCGAUCGCGAGCAGCUGGUGCAGAAAGCCAGGCUGGCUGAACAGGCUGAGAGAUAUGAUGAUAUGGCUGCUGCUAUGAAAUCGGUAACAGAGCUGAACGAGGCCUUGUCAAACGAGGAGAGGAACCUCUUGUCUGUUGCCUACAAGAACGUGGUCGGGGCCCGCCGCUCCUCCUGGAGGGUGAUCUCCAGCAUUGAGCAGAAGACCUCGGCCGAUGGCAACGAGAAGAAGAUAGAGAUGGUGCGAGCCUACAGGGAGAAGAUUGAGAAGGAGCUGGAGGCCGUGUGCCAAGAUGUGCUCAACCUUUUGGACAACUUCCUGAUCAAGAACUGCAGCGAGACGCAGCAUGAAAGCAAAGUGUUCUACCUGAAGAUGAAGGGCGACUACUACCGGUACUUGGCUGAGGUGGCCACGGGGGAGAAGAGGGCCACGGUGGUGGAGUCAUCGGAGAAGGCCUACAAUGAGGCCCACGAGAUCAGCAAGGAGCACAUGCAGCCCACCCACCCCAUCCGCCUGGGCUUAGCUCUCAACUACUCUGUGUUUUACUACGAGAUCCAGAACGCCCCCGAGCAGGCCUGUCAUCUGGCCAAGACCGCCUUCGACGACGCCAUCGCCGAGCUCGACACCCUCAACGAGGACUCCUACAAAGACUCCACUCUCAUCAUGCAGCUGCUCCGAGACAACUUGACACUGUGGACAAGUGACCAGCAGGAUGACGAGGGAGGGGAGGGAAACAACUAAAGAGAAACCACACUUCGAAAAAAAAUAUAUAUGAAGGGCCGGUGGACUUUGGCAGCAGCUUUUGCCGAUGAUACUACCGCAGCAGCAGUUCUUUAUUUUUCCAUGUGUUAAAAGAAAAGAAUCAAAAGAGAGGUGAGAGUGGAGGUUAAAUCUUAGUUUAAAUAUAUAUAGAAAUAUAUAUACAGUUGAAAGGGGCCUCCGUCUUCUUGAUUUUCUCUUUGACAUUUGCCAAAACCACUGAUAUGUCAGUCAAUCAGCCUGAAGUGGUUGUUGUUGGAUUGAAAUGGCAGCCUCACACUGGCAUAGGAACUGGUCUUGUUCUGUCAAGAUAAGCUGCUUAGUUAGGUUUUUGCGUGAUAAGAGAUGCAUUUGAGUCACUUGAGAGAGAAAAUGCUUGAAUGGGAAUGCCUCACAAAACUAGUUUGCAUUGGUUCCAGUCGUAGUCUAUAAAUGAGAAAAAAAAAAGGGCCCUGGACGCUAUUGAUCUUAAUCUCACAAUGACAAUGAGGAAAGAGGAAGUUUUUAAACCGAUUAGUCUCCCCUCCCCCCCCUCCCAAAAGAACAUUUUAGAGGAUAAAUUAUAUUAGAGUUUAAAAAAAAAGGUUGAAAAACCCUGAUCCCCUACCUUCUGUCUGAAGUGUAUUUGGCUUCUCACAGAUUAGUCUGUUAUGUCACUGGAACCAUAGAUUCUUUUGGAGGUGAAGAUUAUAAAAGGCAGAGACUUAACGAUAUAAAACAAAAUAAAAAAAAAAGACAAAAAUAAA
This is a messenger RNA of Labrus mixtus (cuckoo wrasse), 1690 nucleotides long. It is a transcript of the gene ywhag2, whose product is annotated as 3-monooxygenase/tryptophan 5-monooxygenase activation protein, gamma polypeptide 2. Gene Ontology annotation, biological process: signal transduction. Lineage: Eukaryota; Metazoa; Chordata; Actinopteri; Labriformes; Labridae. The record is from RefSeq and is a predicted model, not a curated record. Gene Ontology annotation, molecular function: protein kinase C binding. The transcript has 2 exons. The coding region runs from base 183 to 926 and encodes 247 amino acids. Gene Ontology annotation, cellular component: cytoplasm.